Molecule: messenger RNA, 3718 nt
Organism: Mus musculus (house mouse)
Lineage: Eukaryota; Metazoa; Chordata; Mammalia; Rodentia; Muridae
Gene: Hcn3
Product: hyperpolarization-activated, cyclic nucleotide-gated K+ 3
Exons: 7
Coding region: 1467-2894 (475 amino acids)
Biological process (GO): regulation of membrane depolarization; regulation of membrane potential; potassium ion transport
Cellular component (GO): plasma membrane; membrane; HCN channel complex
Molecular function (GO): voltage-gated potassium channel activity; monoatomic ion channel activity; voltage-gated sodium channel activity
Source: RefSeq, a predicted model, not a curated record
CACGCAGCCCUCGCCAGGGGGCGCAGCUCUCGCACGUCUGUCGCCUGCACACGCCCCCUGUGCCCCGGGCGCACGCGGGUCGGAGCUCCCCUGCCUGGGCUGCUCUCCCAGAGACUUGCGCGCCCGCCAUGGCCCUGGACCGGUUGGGGAGGCCCUACGAGUGAGGGCAAUCAUGGAGGAGGAGGCGCGGCCGGCGGCGGGGGCCGGCGAAGCGGCGACCCCUGCACGCGAGACGCCUCCUGCGGCUCCGGCCCAGGCCCGCGCGGCCUCAGGUGGGGUGCCGGAGUCUGCGCCCGAGCCGAAGAGGCGGCAGCUCGGGACGCUGCUGCAGCCGACGGUCAACAAGUUCUCUCUCCGGGUCUUCGGCAGCCACAAAGCAGUAGAAAUCGAGCAGGAGAGGGUGAAGUCCGCCGGGGCCUGGAUCAUCCACCCCUACAGCGACUUCCGGUUUUACUGGGAUCUCAUCAUGCUGCUGCUGAUGGUGGGGAACCUCAUAGUUCUGCCUGUGGGUAUCACUUUCUUCAAGGAGGAGAACUCUCCACCCUGGAUCGUCUUCAAUGUCCUCUCUGACACUUUCUUCCUGCUGGAUCUGGUGCUCAACUUCCGAACUGGCAUCGUGGUGGAGGAAGGUGCCGAGAUCCUGCUGGCGCCAAGGGCCAUCCGAACGCGUUACCUGCGCACCUGGUUCCUGGUUGAUCUGAUCUCCUCCAUCCCUGUGGAUUAUAUCUUCCUAGUGGUGGAGCUGGAGCCACGACUAGAUGCUGAGGUCUACAAAACGGCACGGGCCCUGCGCAUCGUUAGAUUCACCAAGAUCCUUAGCCUGCUGCGGCUGCUCCGCCUCUCCCGCCUCAUCCGCUACAUACACCAGUGGGAGGAGGUGGGGUGGGCAGGGGGCGUGUCAAACUCCUCAGAAAGAUCUUUCACAUGACCUACGACCUGGCCAGUGCAGUGGUUCGCAUCUUCAACCUCAUUGGAAUGAUGUUGCUGCUGUGUCACUGGGACGGCUGUCUGCAGUUUCUGGUCCCUAUGCUGCAGGACUUCCCGUCCGACUGCUGGGUCUCCAUGAACCGCAUGGUGGUGAGAAGCCCCCCCAGCUCUGGUACUCCUGGGUCACAGGGAGCAGAAGGCAGGAGAUGAUCCAGAAGGAAAGCAGCAGGCAGGAGAUGGGAUUGCGGGGAGGAGAAGGGUAAGGAACGUAGAUAGAUGGAGGAAGUGUUUACAUGUCAGAGGAAUCAGACAAAGAAGGGAACCUAGGCAAGACAAGGGUCCCCACCAACGGAAGAAACCCAACAAAUGCCUGCCGAGAGGAAGGUCUGAGGUAGAAGGGGUACGCACAGAACUUAAAGGGAGAAAGGGGGGCAGGUCGAGAAUGAGACUCGGAGGGGCCCAAGCCCUGUUCUGCAACAUCCUCUGCCCCCCAGAACCACUCGUGGGGCCGCCAGUAUUCCCACGCCCUGUUCAAGGCCAUGAGUCACAUGCUAUGCAUUGGCUAUGGGCAGCAGGCACCGGUAGGCAUGCCUGACGUCUGGCUCACCAUGCUCAGUAUGAUUGUGGGCGCCACGUGUUAUGCCAUGUUCAUCGGUCACGCCACCGCCCUCAUCCAGUCCCUGGACUCUUCCCGGCGACAGUACCAGGAGAAGUACAAGCAGGUGGAGCAGUACAUGUCCUUCCACAAGCUGCCCGCUGACACCCGGCAGCGCAUCCACGAGUACUACGAGCAUCGCUACCAGGGCAAGAUGUUUGAUGAAGAGAGCAUCCUGGGGGAGCUGAGCGAGCCACUUCGGGAGGAGAUUAUUAACUUCACCUGCCGGGGCCUGGUGGCCCACAUGCCGCUGUUUGCUCAUGCUGACCCCAGCUUCGUCACCGCAGUGCUCACCAAGCUCCGUUUUGAGGUCUUCCAACCAGGGGACCUGGUGGUGCGUGAGGGCUCCGUGGGCAGGAAGAUGUACUUCAUCCAGCACGGGCUGCUGAGUGUGCUGGCACGUGGCGCCCGCGACACCCGCCUCACUGAUGGAUCCUACUUUGGGGAGAUCUGCCUGCUGACUCGAGGUCGGAGAACAGCCAGUGUAAGGGCUGACACCUAUUGUCGCCUCUACUCGCUCAGCGUGGACCACUUCAAUGCGGUGCUUGAGGAGUUCCCAAUGAUGCGCAGGGCUUUUGAGACGGUGGCCAUGGACCGGCUUCGGCGCAUCGGCAAAAAGAAUUCGAUACUGCAGCGGAAACGCUCUGAGCCGAGUCCAGGCAGCAGCGGUGGCGUCAUGGAGCAGCAUUUGGUACAACACGACAGAGACAUGGCUCGUGGUGUUCGGGGCCUGGCUCCUGGUACAGGAGCUCGACUCAGUGGAAAGCCAGUGCUGUGGGAACCACUGGUGCACGCCCCUCUGCAGGCAGCUGCUGUGACCUCCAACGUGGCCAUAGCCUUGACUCACCAGCGAGGCCCUCUGCCCCUCUCCCCUGAUUCUCCAGCCACCCUCCUAGCUCGAUCUGCUAGACGCUCAGCAGGCUCCCCAGCCUCCCCACUGGUGCCUGUCCGAGCAGGUCCUCUGCUGGCCCGGGGACCCUGGGCGUCCACUUCUCGCCUGCCUGCUCCACCUGCCCGAACCCUCCAUGCCAGCCUAUCCCGGACAGGGCGUUCCCAGGUAUCUCUGUUGGGCCCUCCCCCAGGAGGAGGUGCUCGGAGGCUAGGACCUCGGGGCCGCCCACUUUCUGCCUCGCAACCCUCUCUGCCUCAGCGAGCAACAGGGGAUGGCUCUCCUAGGCGUAAAGGCUCUGGAAGUGAGCGCCUGCCCCCCUCUGGGCUCUUGGCCAAACCUCCAGGGACAGUCCAGCCACCCAGGUCAUCAGUGCCUGAGCCAGUUACCCCCAGAGGUCCCCAAAUUUCUGCCAACAUGUGAAAUCCUAGGUUACACUGGCCUUAGCUAUUGGCACGCAAUAACGUGUGCCCGAGGGUAGACGCCCCUUGGGGGAAGGCUGUGGGGGACCUAACAUACUGCCCUUUAUCACCACAAAGCUAUUCUCUGUGUCCUCAGCUCAAAGCAGCUGCAGCCUGCUAAUCCUAAUCACAUACCCAUUUGUCAUUGGUACCCCAUGCCUACCAUGUUCAAGGCACUGUGCUAGGUACUGUGUAUCCACUGCCAAGUAGAAAUAACUCGAAGCCCUUUAACAAGGGUGUCCCCAGGCCACGGUCCUGCCAGGCGCAGGCCUGGGCCCACAGCCCUGCCUUUAUUAAGCACAAGUACUUGCUGCCUCCAUCACUGCCGAGUAACUAGACGGCUGUCUCCCUGUCAGUGACCCUGCAGGUGGUGCCAGUGCGUCCUCUCUUCCCAUCUCCUUUGUCGUAGCUGGGUACCGUCAAUUAUCUAGUACAGCCAACAGAUGUCUAGAGCCCUGGGUGUGAACAUCGACCCUCUGACUGGCACCUGUGGGCCCUCCUUGUCCACACCAAGUGAGAAUCCACGUCUGCCCACUGUAGUCUGCCCUCCGCAGCUCCUGUGUGGACGCACUACCUUUAUGAGCUAGAAGCUGCUCUUCACUGUGCCCCCUGCCUCAGUGGUGUUGCCCCUAAAGCUAAGGGGCACGCGGCACCUCCUUACCUACUGUGCCAGCCUAGUUCCCCCCAGGUAGGGGGCCAGGGGCUGAAUCCUCAUGUGACCUUUUAUCUUUCCCUCUUUGUCUUAUUUAUUUGGUCGUUUAUUAAUUUUAUUUAUUCAUUUGCUAA